Prunus armeniaca (apricot) is the source of this 345-nucleotide messenger RNA. The record is from the annotation of a GenBank genome assembly. Lineage: Eukaryota; Viridiplantae; Streptophyta; Magnoliopsida; Rosales; Rosaceae.
AUGGGUUCUUCAAGAUUGCUCAUCUUCUUCAUUGCACUUCCUAUUAUCUUGACCCUUGUUGCUCCUCCUGCCGUUGCUCAAAUUGAUGACGGUGUGUGCACUUACACAGCCGACUUCUGCUGGAGAUGUUCCAAUAUUGGCACCUACAAUGAUGGCAGCAUCUACCAAGAAAACCUCAACAACCUCCUCUCUUCCUUCUCAUCCAACAAUACACAAAUCAAUUAUGGCUUUUACAAUUCAUCAAUGGGACAAGAGCCCAACAAAGUGAAUGCAAUUGCAUUAUGCAGAGGAGAUGUGUCCCUCAACGACUGUCACACUUGUGUCAACGACUUGUACUUAGUAUGA